Messenger RNA from Parnassius mnemosyne (clouded apollo), 360 nucleotides. NCBI's taxonomy places the organism in Eukaryota, Metazoa, Arthropoda, Insecta, Lepidoptera, Papilionidae. The record is from the annotation of a GenBank genome assembly.
AUGCUCGUGUCAGUUAGAGACAGUCCAAGAUCCGAGCUUAGGCCGCAGAUCGGGCAAAUGAAGAACUCCAGGCCGCAGUCCAUAACGUGUUCUAAUAGCACUGGCAGAAGUAAGAGGAUAAGAACGAUAUUCACUCCGGAACAGCUGGAGCGGCUGGAGGCGCAGUUCGAACGGCAGCAGUACAUGGUGGGGCCAGAGAGGCUGUAUUUGGCGCACGCUUUACAGUUCACCGAAGCACAGGUGAAAGUUUGGUUUCAGAAUCGACGUAUUAAAUGGCGAAAACAUCACCUAGAAGUAACUCAGCAAAGACUCGCAGUGUUACAAAGACACAGGCCCGAGGAUCGUGACGAUGACGUGUGA